Molecule: messenger RNA, 1625 nt
Organism: Aedes aegypti (yellow fever mosquito)
Lineage: Eukaryota; Metazoa; Arthropoda; Insecta; Diptera; Culicidae
Gene: Sar1
Product: GTP-binding protein SAR1
Exons: 6
Coding region: 285-866 (193 amino acids)
Biological process (GO): endoplasmic reticulum to Golgi vesicle-mediated transport; vesicle organization; intracellular protein transport
Cellular component (GO): endoplasmic reticulum exit site; COPII vesicle coat
Molecular function (GO): GTP binding; GTPase activity
Source: RefSeq, a predicted model, not a curated record
CAAACGAAAGAGAGAGCCGUCGUGUACGUACAUCGAAGAGAAACGCAAAGCGAAAAAAGUGUGUGAAGAAGAGUGCUCUCCAUCAUCAUCACCAGGAACUUCAGGGUGAAAGAUAUUUCCGUGAAAAUCCUCGACUAAUCCGCGUUCCUUGCCGGAAAUUCCAUCGUGAACCGAAUCUAGCCGCUGCGUGCUUCAUUUUACGCUAGUUCAAAGCGUCGUGUUUCUCUUGUUGCUCGAGACGAGCCUUAUCUUGUGGAUUUUAAAAUCAAAUCAGCGGCGCAAAUAUGUUCAUUUGGGAUUGGUUCACCGGUGUCCUGGGAUACUUGGGCCUAUGGAAGAAAUCCGGCAAACUGUUAUUCUUAGGUCUGGAUAAUGCCGGCAAAACGACAUUGCUGCACAUGCUCAAGGACGACAGACUGGCACAGCACGUUCCGACGUUACAUCCUACGUCCGAGGAGCUGUCCAUUGGCAAUAUGCGUUUCACCACAUUCGAUUUGGGUGGACACACGCAAGCCCGUCGAGUUUGGAAGGAUUACUUCCCGGCGGUGGAUGCGAUCGUGUUCCUGAUCGACGCCUGGGACCGCAGCCGUUUCGCCGAGAGCAAAAACGAACUGGACUCAUUGCUAACCGACGAAGCCCUGUCCAACUGCCCCGUGCUCAUCCUGGGCAACAAAAUCGACAAACCAGGCGCAGCUAGCGAGGACGAACUUAGGAAUCACUUUGCCCUGUACCAAUUGACCACCGGAAAGGGUAAGGUAGCGCGUAACGAACUUCCUGGACGUCCCUUGGAGCUGUUCAUGUGUUCAGUACUGAAACGGCAGGGCUACGGAGAGGGUUUCCGCUGGCUUGCUCAGUACAUCGACUAAUAGGAGAGUACAGAGUUUUGUGCGCGCUAGAGAUGUAAAACAAUUGACAAACUAGGAACAAUAGCAGCAAAGCGGAAACAACCAACGAUUGGCGAUAAACUACACGACACACACAUACUAUAAAUGGCGCAUGAGAUAACACUGUCGCAAUCUUCUUUAUUGCAACAGAAUUUAGGAUAAACGUGAGAGUUUUCCGGGCAAUGGGUCUAAGAAGUAUUUAGGGACGCGUGAUAUUUAAUAAAAGAAAAAAAUAGUUGAAACAAAUUGAGCAUGAACUACUGUUUCACACCGUACGUCAACCAUUCAAAGCCACACACAAACACAUACACACAGACAUACACAAGUGCAUAGCAUCAGACAGUCAACGGGAUGAAAGUCGCGGUCAGAUGAGUUUUACAUUGUCUCAAAAACACUGCUAGAUUGGGACAUAAUCUACUACACAAAUCCAUAGCUGAGCCUUUAACUGUUUGUAUGUUUAUUUUUUUUUGUUCUCAACUCGUGGUACUUUUUAAAGUUUGGUAUCGAACAAUACGUUAUUGUUCUGUUUCCCCAGAUGAAUAGUUGGCAUUUAGUUCGCCCUACUUCCAAUCUUACUACCAUUGAUGAAAAAAGACAUAGCAAGAAACUUACAGCCUCACAGCAAGCUUACAAGGGGCUGCAAAACAGAUCAGAUUUGUGGGCAGAAUCAGGCAUUAUGUUAUCUACCAAUCAGUAAUGAAACUCCAGAAUUUUUAGAUAUAAAACCAUAAAAACACAAAA